AUGGACUUUGAACGGAUUGAUAUGGCCAGCCGUGGACCCUGGGGUAGUUUGAGGGUUCUUUCACGGAUGCGUGGCCUGCAAGUACUGCCCCUCCAACUCGGUGCCCUGUUAAUAGUACUUGCCAUCGGUCUCGAUCCAUUCUCACAGCAGCUUCUUCAAUUAGAGCAGAGACCCAGAUUCGUUGACGAACCUGCCUGGCAUGCCGACCCAGGCGCUGCGUUUACCACUCUGGCGAUGAGCUUCAACUGGGGCAAAGCACUCUAUGCGCACGAUUGGUCGCGAGCCGAAAAUUCAACCCGCAAUCCAGUUAUCAGGAUGAAGACGGAGCUGGAACUGUCCAUCCAAGCGGCGAUCCUGAAUGGAGACUCGCGCACCCGAAAUGUAGUCGAUCAACAGGGCACCGUGCAGGGUCCGACCGGAAUCUGCACCUGGGACCAGUUUCAGACUCUUGGUGUAUGCAACCGGUGUCAGAAUCUAACGCCAGACCUGAAAAGGAUUGAUAGUUUCGGGGAGGUAUACAAUGCCCUCUAUAAUGACGGCUCUGGAGACGUAUAUCAGAAGGGAAAUGGCACUGCCUUUACUUUACCUAAUGGCCACUUCCUUAUGAAUAUGAAUGACUGCUCACUCAGCGAUGGCACUUACAGCUACAUCAGCCCAACGAUCGGACAUGCGCCGCCGAAGCAAUUGACGAUGUCGGCUUUUGGGACUGGGGAUACGAACAAGACAAAUAGCAUGCAGGAUUUAUACCCUGAUAUGGUCCAUGAGCAUGAUCCACCUAGACAAGGCGAAUAUCAACAAUUCCUCCGAGCCAGACUAUGA
Messenger RNA from Penicillium egyptiacum, 819 nucleotides. The record is from the annotation of a GenBank genome assembly. Lineage: Eukaryota; Fungi; Ascomycota; Eurotiomycetes; Eurotiales; Aspergillaceae.